Molecule: messenger RNA, 699 nt
Organism: Ustilaginoidea virens
Lineage: Eukaryota; Fungi; Ascomycota; Sordariomycetes; Hypocreales; Clavicipitaceae
Exons: 1
Coding region: 1-699 (232 amino acids)
Molecular function (GO): protein binding
Source: RefSeq, a predicted model, not a curated record
AUGUCCUCCAGAAUAAUCGCCUGGCUGGUCCCCUCGGCACCCAACUCCCCCGCCGACAAAGCAUCCCGCCUGCCCGCCAACCAGCCCUUGGCCACACCAGCAUCAUCACCGUACCUCUCCUCAAUACCGGGCCUGCCCGGCACUGCCAGGAGCCAGCUCGCUCUCGAGCUGCGCUUCGACCACCCCACCAAACAAAAAGGCACCUUCGUCAUCGGAACCUCUCCCGAAUGCGACAUCGUUCUGCCCCCACAUGCCCGCGUCUCCAAGCGGCACUGCGCCAUAUCCUUUGACGCGGGAUCCAGACUCGUCCUGCGGGACUUUUCGGAACACGGCACGCAAGUCUGGUACGAUUGGGAAUGCAGCGGCGACCAGACGGGCUACUCGUGGGUCCUGAGCGGCCCCUCGGACGGGUUUCCAGCGACUGUCAAUCGCAUCAUCAUUGAUAUCCAGGGGGUGAGGUUCCAUGUCGUGCUGAAUGACCACUCUGCUGAUUGGGAGGGGUACGAGGCUCAGCUCGACGCCUUUUGUGGAGAAGACGUAUCUGCUGCGCAUUGUUGGCGUGGCGCAGGAGGAUGCUGCGGGCAUCCACAGUCGCCGGUUAUUCAGCAUGUUUUUGUCAACGAGCCAGGUGAACCGGGGGAUGUGUAUCUUUGGGAUACGUCCCGGCCCUGGGAACCCAUGGUCAAGGCAUCAGCGUGA